Molecule: messenger RNA, 2628 nt
Organism: Anarrhichthys ocellatus (wolf-eel)
Lineage: Eukaryota; Metazoa; Chordata; Actinopteri; Perciformes; Anarhichadidae
Gene: susd5
Product: sushi domain containing 5
Exons: 5
Coding region: 171-2579 (802 amino acids)
Biological process (GO): cell adhesion; Notch signaling pathway
Molecular function (GO): hyaluronic acid binding
Source: RefSeq, a predicted model, not a curated record
CCGUUUUCUUUCCGGUAUCACCCUCACUUGUCAACAAGCGCACCUUCCUGCUGCUCCGGCGCGCGCUCUCCUCUGUCACUCUGAACCUGCAAGAUUGUGAAUUACAUAAAGUCGGCUGGAAGUUUUUCGGACACGCUUUCCAACAUACAAAAGUGAGAUUUUGCCAAAAGAUGCUGGAUCGUUGUAACAAAACAGCAUUGCUCUUUGGAUGCCUGGCUUGUCUUGUGGUGACCUCUGUUGUAAAUGCAGACGGUCGAGUGUUCGUGUUGGACCUGAGAAACUCCUCCGGCCUGCAGGGCUUCAGAGAUGCUGAGGGGGCUUGUGCCUCUCGACAAGCCCGCUUGGCAUCAGCAGAGGAGCUCCAUCAUGCUGUGGUGGAGUGCUUCUUCUCCCCAUGCACCCGUGGGUGGCUCUACGGAGGCACAGUGGGGACCACGGUGUGUAAUGUUGUGGGCAGUGCACUGAAGGCAGUGGAUGUGAGAACAGAAAACGCCACAGAGGACGCUGCUCACCUGGACGCCUUCUGUAUCAAAGACAAAGGUGUGCCGUGCGGUGACCCUCCAUCCUUUCCUAACGCCCGUCUACAGGGCCACACUGGGUAUGAGAUGGGAGAUGAGCUGCUGUACACCUGUGUGCCGGGUUACGCAAUGCCCAGUGGACACAGUGCCUUCAGCCUGCUGUGCGACAGCUGUGGAGAGUGGUAUGGACUAGUGGAGAUAUGUGUCAAAGAUGAGACUGAAAGUCCGGUGGACUACGAGGACAAGUUCACUGAUUCCUAUGGAGAGGCAGAGCACCACACUGACAGACCAGAGGAGGCUCAUGGUGAGGUGUACAAGGAGGUGCACAGAGCUGCAUACCCGGACGAGGGGAGGAGUCAGGAGCAGCAAGAAACAAGCUUCACUGUCGAAGUAGAGAAGGAGCAUCAAGACCAACAUGGAGAGCACGAUGUUGAAGGAGAGGUGAUUGGUAUAAAAUAUGAAGGAGCGGAAGAAGGAGCUGAAAAGGACGAUGACCGGGCUGUUGAGGACUUCAUAAGCCAUCCGAGGUGGGAGCAGGAGAGGAGGGAUGUGGUCAAGACUGAUGCAGCCACAGAAGCACCUGUCUCUGUUCUCUCCCAAAAACACCUCUUCUGGUUCCCCUCUGAGGCCUUCCAGGAGGAGGGAUAUCCUGUCUCCACCGAUCCAGUCACCCAGGCUACACAGAGAGCCCCAGGCGCCCAAUCAGAGGAGAGUAAAGAGCGUGACAGCCAAGAAACGCUCCACCACCAGAGUCCAGUUGAUGUCGACGACCACGAUGACGAGCGAGACGGCUACGAUGAUCCAGAUACAGAUGACGGAGAGGAUCACGAUGACAGCAACCAUGAAGAACUGGAUGCCCAUGACGACAGCCACCAUGAUGAUCUAGAUGACCACGACAUUCCAGCUCAGCAUGAUGAUCUGGACAGACGUGACCGCCACGAAGAUCAUUAUGAUCACGAUGACCAUUAUGACAUGGGCGAACACGAAGAGGGCCGCGAUCGUGUUCGCAGCCGGGAGUAUGACGAGACUUACGAUGUACAUGAAAGCUACGAAGAACACGACAACGUGACCGACGAUCGUGUCGCCGAUGAUCGAGAACAUCCUGAUGGCUCUGAGGAACAUCCUGACCCUGAUGACCGCGAGGAGCAUUACGACCCAGAGGAGGAUGACGACGACCGUUACACUGAUCACGACGAUCAUGAACACGAUGACCAUGACGGCUAUGAUGAUCAUGACAGCCAUGAAGAUGACAAUGACGGUCAUCAGCAUGUAAUAUUUUCUAUAGCAGCGGAUGAACAUCAGAACGGCACUCAGAAGGGAGCAGAAGGAGAGGCCGCCACAGAUGACACCUGGCUGGACGGCUACCCUGUCGUUUCGGAGGAAACAGAAAUUGGUGACUCCACAACAGAAAGGGUACGACCAGAGGAUACAGAGAGGGGGACAGUUGUUGGGGCAACAGACAGACCCAAUGAGGUGGAAAUUCGUGGACCGGGCCCUUACACCAGCCUACCAGAGGUGGCCGAGUCUCCCACCACAAUGCCUGCCUUAAAUCAAAGGGGCGCAGAGGAGAUGUGGCCUGGAUUCAUCCCCAGCGCCGCCCCCUCACAGCCCUCAGACUCUCCCUCAUACUCCGACACCCUGGACUACGACACACAACAGGCAGCUCCCACCCACUUCUGGCAGGGUGACCUCACUGAGCACCCCUUCCUCGAUCACGGCCCGGUUCCACCGAUGCGCGACGGCGACGACGUAGUGAUGGAAGAGCACACUUUACACAAUCUGCCCGGUGAGACCGGCGAGAGGGGUGAGAUGGAGGGAGAUAUGGGGGAGGCGAUCUGUACAGGAGACAACUGCCCUCCCCGUCCUCCGAGCUCCUCCAGCCGAGGUCCUACGGUGGCAGCGAUAAUUGUGGCGCUGUGUGCGGUCGCCACGGCGGUUAUUGUUGGGGUGUGGUGUUACCGACGGCAGCAGCAGAAGAUGAGCUCAGUGUACGAGAUGAAUGGGAAGGGCCAAAGUCAGACCAGACAGGGCCAACAGAUAGAGAUGCAGCAAAAAGUGUAAGAGUGACGGAUGAGGACAGAGGGACACUAACGGAGGGCAGAGACAUUUA